Molecule: messenger RNA, 4144 nt
Organism: Xyrauchen texanus (razorback sucker)
Lineage: Eukaryota; Metazoa; Chordata; Actinopteri; Cypriniformes; Catostomidae
Product: serine/threonine-protein kinase tousled-like 1-B
Exons: 22
Coding region: 177-2486 (769 amino acids)
Biological process (GO): peptidyl-serine phosphorylation; chromosome segregation; intracellular signal transduction
Cellular component (GO): nucleus
Molecular function (GO): ATP binding; protein serine/threonine kinase activity
Source: RefSeq, a predicted model, not a curated record
UACACAUUCGGAGAGGGUGAUGAUCGGUGCGCGCGCAGUGCGGAGCUCAAAACAUGAGUGAUGUUGGAUUGAUCAGCAAUGCCCUUGCAUGGUGCAUUAGAUGCAUACAGGUGUGAUUUCAUGUCGAUCAUGUGUGUGAUGCCCUUGGAUGUCUCCUCGCGGUGGAAAGUGUCUUCAUGAGUGUCCAAAGUAACAGUAACAGCAGUGGAAGUUUGGACGGAGCGCCAUCUUGCCCUCAGCUCGCGACUGGCUCUCCGACCCCGGGCGCAGUUUCUUUGCUCGAUAUCUCGGCUCCGCCGAGACAGAAAGAAGGUAUGGAUGAACUCCAUUCUCUGGAUCCACGCAGGCAGGAGCUUUUGGAAGCGCGUUUCAUUGGUGCAGUUAGUGGAAAUACAGGAGGAAGCACUGGGAGUGCCAGCUGCGGAGCUAAAGGUUUAAAUAAUAAUGAAUGUUCCAGUCACAGUUUUGGCAGUCUGGGGUCAUCCAGCGAUAAGGAAUCAGAGAACACUGACAUAAAGAAGGGAGGAUCACCUGCAUAUUCAACUCCAGAAAAGAAACACUCCGAGUCAUCCAGGGGAAGGAAGAGGAAAGUUGAUAACCAAUCAGAGAGCAGUCAAGGAAAGUCUUCCGGUCGAGGGCCCAAGAUCAGCGAUUAUUUUGAUUUCCAAGGUGGAAACGGAUCAAGUCCAGUCAGGGGUCUUCCUCCUGUCCUGCGCUCGCCACAGAACUCUCACUCUGCACCCGGGUCCAUUGUGAGACAGAACAGCUCUUCACCCACCGGCCUGUGUUUCACAGAUCACACAAUGAACCCAAAACCGCUGAGCAGCAGAAUUGUACAGACGGAUCUGACACUGUUGAAGCUGGCUGCACUUGAAAGCAAUAAGAAUCUUGACCUUGAGAAGAAAGAGGGUAGAAUAGACGAUCUGCUCAGGGCAAACUGUGACCUCCGUAGACAAAUAGAUGAACAGCAGAAACUGUUGGAACGUUUCAAAGAGCGGCUGAACAAAUGCACUACCAUGAGUAAAAAACUGCUCAUUGAGAAGAGCACUCAAGAGAAGCAGGCGUGCCGUGAGAAGAGCAUGCAGGACCGACUGCGUCUGGGACACUUUACGACAGUCCGGCACGGAGCGUCAUACUCUGAGCAGUGGACAGACGGAUAUGCCUUCCAGAACCUGGUCAAGCAGCAGGAGUGGGUUAACCAGCAAAAGGAAGAAAUCGAGAGGCAGCGGAAACUUCUAGCAAAACGCAAACCUCCCAGCACGCCCACCUCUCAGAGCCCCAGCCCCAACGAGUCCAAACAGAGAAAGACCAAAGCCGUCAACGGAGCUGACAAUGACCCCUUCCUCAAACCGAGUCUACCUUCACUGUUGACUGUGGCAGAGUAUCAUGAGCAGGAAGAAAUCUUCAAACUGAGACUGGGGCAUCUCAAAAAGGAGGAGGCUGAGAUCCAAGCAGAGCUGGAACGGUUGGAGCGCGUGAGAAAUCUGCACAUUCGAGAACUCAAAAGAAUCAACAAUGAGGACAGCUCUCAGUUCAAAGACCAUCCAACUCUAAAUGAAAGAUAUCUCCUGUUACACUUGCUGGGACGAGGGGGUUUCAGUGAAGUUUAUAAGGCAUUUGAUCUGUUUGAGCAGCGAUAUGCUGCUGUGAAAAUCCACCAGCUCAACAAGAACUGGAGAGAAGAGAAGAAAGAAAACUAUCACAAACACGCCUGUAGAGAAUAUAGAAUCCACAAGCAACUGGACCAUCCCAGAAUAGUCAAACUCUACGACUACUUUUCCCUGGACACUGACACAUUCUGUACUGUUCUGGAGUUCUGUGAGGGAAAUGAUCUGGAUUUCUAUCUCAAACAACACAAGCUGAUGUCUGAGAAAGAGGCUCGCUCCAUCGUCAUGCAGAUAGUGAACGCCCUCCGAUACCUUAAUGAAAUUAAACCACCCAUCAUUCACUACGACCUGAAACCAGGUAACAUCCUGCUGGUGGAUGGAACAGCGUGCGGUGAGAUAAAGAUCACAGACUUUGGUCUGUCUAAAAUAAUGGAUGAUGACAGUUAUGGAGUGGACGGAAUGGAUCUGACCUCACAGGGAGCCGGAACGUACUGGUAUUUGCCACCAGAGUGUUUUGUCGUCGGUAAAGAGCCUCCAAAGAUCUCUAAUAAAGUAGACGUUUGGUCCGUGGGUGUCAUUUUUUUCCAGUGCCUGUAUGGGCGAAAGCCGUUUGGUCAUAAUCAGUCCCAGCAAGACAUUCUUCAGGAGAACACCAUCCUGAAAGCCACUGAGGUGCAGUUUCCAGUUAAACCUGUGGCAAGCAAUGAGGCAAAGGCGUUCAUCCGCCGCUGUCUGGCUUACAGAAAGGAGGAUCGCUUUGACGUCCACCAACUGGGCAGUGACUCGUACCUCCUUCCCCACAUGCGGCGAUCCAAUUCAUCUGGAAACUUGCAGGGCACGCCCGCCAGCCCUGCAUCUUCAGGAAUCAUCUCCUACUGAUCUCAUUGGCUGAUCGAUUAUGAGUGAUGGCUCUAAUGCAGAUUUCCCUCCCAUCACCACCUUUGAGUGGAUUAAAAGGGGGAGGUGCUAAGAAUCAGCUUGCAAGCAGAAGUUGCAAGCCAAACCAGUUACAGUGACUGCCCUUGUCAUCAGGGCAGGAAUGGCUGAUGUAAUUUCGUGUGUGGAUCCAGAUGUCAGUCAGCGACCCAUUUGAAAACGGACAUUUGUUUUCUACCCAAGGCAUAUUGUGGAGUAGAUUUGGAAUGGUUGGAGGGGAUUGACGUUUUCCGUUUCAGCUCCUUGUUGAUGUCCUCCCCGAGCUACGCCUCCUAGAAAGGGGUAUUUUGUUUUGUGUAAGUGUGACAAUUAGAGGUGAUUCAUUGUAGUGUGCUUGGAAAUAGACGAAUGAGCGUUUAAAUAUGACAUGACGUUGUCUGUGUGCGCGCCUGUGAAUGGAUGUUUUACGCCACGGCGUUAUACAUGUGUAAUGGGCACAGAAUUACAAAGUAUGUGUGUGUUACAAAAAUGGUGUCUAUUUUAGUUCAAAGUAACAGUGUCAGUGUGUUUAAAUGGGCUUAAUAAUGCCAGGUCACAAAUCAAACCAAGAUAAUAAAUGCAAUGUAUGUUUUGCAUAAAUAAAAUAAAGCUUUUAGGACCAUUAUGUAUUGAUUUUGUUCAUGACUAUUAAGCACAUUUACUACCUUAAUUCCCCUGAUGCAUUCAGACGUCUUAAUCUUUAGUUUUUUGUAAAUGUCAUUUAUUCUCAAUUCUAAUUUUUGUUAUCAGCAUAGAGGCAGUACAACAAAUACAUUUUACAAUUUAAAUAAAUAUAUUUUCCCAUGUUACAGUAAGUUUUUUUUUUUUUUUUUUUUUUCAUCAUGGUAAUGAAAAUUGGGAGGAAAAUAUUGCUUAAUUGCCAUGAAAAUUAUGACAAAAAUAUGCUUUAUUUUAAGCAAAAUGUAAUUUUGCAUUUUAAUUAGUUUGAUUCUGGAGUGAAAUUUGACCUGGACAUGUUAUUUUAAAAGUAGGAGGAUAAAUAAAUUAACAUUUAGGUGGAGAUGGAGUUGAGAAUGAACUCAAUAGCCCUCCUAUAAAAUGUUUAAAACAUGUAGGAGUACAUUUACGAAUCCAACCUGUGCAGGGUAUCUUAUACAGUUCUUUGUAGCUUUUUUUUUUUUUUAAAUUUUAUCUGACACAAUGUCACAGCUACAUGAUGUUGCUUUUAGACGGCUAGUCUUUUUUGUUUACUUCCAUAGUAGAAUCAGACCAAAUAAACAUUUAAUUUGCCAGGAAAUCACAGCAUGGAAAAAAUACUUUUUGUUGAAUGAAGUGUGUUGUGAGCCUGUGUGAGAUGUGUUUCACGGAACAGACGGAAGGUGGGCCGGACCCCACCCAUUACAAUUUAACCCCUUAAUGCCCAGACCUCGUGCUGUUGUGUUUAGCAACCCUUGCUGAUCCCAGAGACUGAGUCAGCUCAACCACUCCGGACUGUACAGUGAUCAGACUGUCCAAGCUUCCAGAGUCCAUUUGCAGGGGAAGAGUCUCUGCUUUUGUUGUUCCUCUCUCCAAAUAAUCUUUAAACCCCAGAUACAUGGUGAUCUGUCUUUAAAGUGCUGCUGCGAUUGUAGAGAAUGUAGCCAAAAGAGAAAUAAACAUUU